CAACGCGAUCCAAUCUGCCGUAUAAAACGCCCCUCUCGACGGUCCUUCGACCACUGUUGCACUUCUCGUUGCCCGGUCGUCGGUUAUUCUUCCACCAUGGACACCUCAUACAAGCUGCUGUUUGUCAUGGUUUUACUAAUAUACCAGCCGUCGCAUGGACAGUAUCAACCACCUCAACAAGCAGCAAUUUUAAGCGAUGCGAGAUACCAGGCUGGUGAUGGAACAUUCGGUGCGGCUUACUCGCAAGAAGACGGCGUCGAGUUCAAAGAGGAGAGCGACAUUUAUGGAAAUCGUCGUGGGUCUUACUCCUACGUCGAUCCAACGGGUCAAAGACGCACAGUGUCUUAUACAGCUGGCAAGAAUGGAUUCCAGGCAACCGGCGACGGGAUUCCUGUGCCACCGCCGCAAGCUCCGCCGCAACCGGAGUACGAGCCGCUACCGCAGUACAACUCUCCCGAUUAUCAACCACCGCAGUACAACCCGCCUCCGCGGCCGUAUCAACGUCCGAAUCCACCGGUGUACGAACCUCAACCGGAACCUCAACCAGAGUAUCAACCCCGACCGCAGUACCAGCCGAGACCUCAACCACCGUCCAUCCCCUCGUACAACCCCCCGCCACAGUAUCAACCCCCGGUUAAGCCGUUGCCGCAAUACAACGCGAUAACGACACCAGCCCCGAGGAGAUUUUAUCCACCGGGGAAACUGAACUUCAACAGGACUCCAGAUGGCUACUCAUAUACCUUUAGCAAAACAUAAGUAGGUACGUAACGUGUAAUUUGAACGAGAUCACCGCGAAUCUUGUUUCAUAAAGUGAAGUAUAUUUUUGGGUAAAUGUACUCAAUUUAAAAAAUAGUUACUACAAACGAAAUUCAUCUCUACUGUUUUGUACACAUGCUUUAUUUUUCACGUAAAAUCUGUUUAAUUAUUAGCAUUUAAGUGCGUAACUAUAUGGCGCCGUAAUUAAUUUAGGGCGAAGUUAGUUACCGGUUAACUGUAAUGAAAUUGUGUAAAUAAAUUACAACUGUCAACUCAUACGAA
This is a messenger RNA of Ceratina calcarata, 1038 nucleotides long. It is a transcript of the gene CPR19, whose product is annotated as cuticular protein 19. Gene Ontology annotation, molecular function: structural constituent of chitin-based larval cuticle. The transcript is spliced from 4 exons. Lineage: Eukaryota; Metazoa; Arthropoda; Insecta; Hymenoptera; Apidae. Gene Ontology annotation, cellular component: chitin-based extracellular matrix. Bases 97 to 756 code for a protein of 219 amino acids. The record is from RefSeq and is a predicted model, not a curated record.